Messenger RNA from Rhipicephalus sanguineus (brown dog tick), 1998 nucleotides. RefSeq names its product cytochrome P450 3A41. The record is from RefSeq and is a predicted model, not a curated record. NCBI's taxonomy places the organism in Eukaryota, Metazoa, Arthropoda, Arachnida, Ixodida, Ixodidae. Bases 212 to 1723 code for a protein of 503 amino acids. Gene Ontology annotation, molecular function: monooxygenase activity; iron ion binding; oxidoreductase activity, acting on paired donors, with incorporation or reduction of molecular oxygen. The transcript is spliced from 14 exons.
GACGUAUACACACACGCGUUGGCGUGGGCAGAGCCGCUCCCAAACUGCAACAGAGAGACCGAUUCUGAAAACCAAGGCCGAUGCGUACGCAUCAUAUGGCAUGAACGUUACGUGAGAGUUCACACUACGAGAAACUAGAGGGAACUCAAGCACAGAGUACUGUCUUUAACAAGAACUUGUUCUAAGACCAGAGACUUGGGAGGCACACGCCAUGCUUUCCGCGUUCGUCGCAGUCCUCGCCCUCGUAGCGACGCUGCUGUUCUGGUGGCUGCGAAGAGCAUUCACCUUUUGGAAUGACAAAGGAAUAACGCACCUUACAUUCCGCCAGUACAUGCGGUUCCUCUACGACCUGUACACAAAGCCCGUGAACAAGGUGAUCAUCCAAGCCUAUAAUCAAUACGGUCGCGUGUACGGUUCCUACCAAGGCCUGGCGCCUACCCUUGUGGUUGGAGAUCCAGACAUCUUGCGAGAGGUCAUGGUCACUAAAUUCAAGAACUUCUCAGACAGAUCGUUAUCUCAGUCCUUGGGGACUGAAGUUUGGAAGAAGUCCAUCAUGAACCUGUCCGGUGAGGAAUGGAAGAAAGCAAGAACAAUCUUUACGCCGGCGCUCACUGCAACGAGACUUAAGACGAUCUUGGCGAAAGUAAAAACUGUUGCUGGAAAGAUGACGUCACGAGUCAAGGAAGCGGCGGCUAAGGAUGAGCUCGUGAAUUUCAGCGGGCUCGCCACCAACACGGCACUCGACAUCACAGCUGCUUUGAACUACAGUAUCGAUAUCGACAGCGAGAAUGACACGAGCCACCCCAUCAUAAAAUCUCUUGAAUCUAUUUAUAUGAGCACAGGCGGCUGGAGAGUCGUGAUGCUGUUUCUGAUGCCUACCCUGUGCAAGAUCGUGAAACCUGACUAUCCCCCGAAGUCAUCCACCGAUUUAUUCAAGGCGUUCGUUUCACUCUUGAUGGAAGAACGGAAGUCAAAGAACCAGGAACAAGACGACUUCCUUCAAAUUUUCAUGAACGCUGAUUACAACUGGGAAGACAAUGAGCAGAGAAAACCGGAAAAUGCUCAAGUGAGAAAAAUGACACUCGAUGAGAUAACUGCCCAAUUGCUGGUGUUUUUCGUGGCUGGCGUUGAGACGGUAUCCACAGCCCUCAGCACUACCGCGUACCACCUGGCCCUCAAUCCCGAAUGCCAAGACAGGGUCAUUGCUGAAGUGGACAAGGCAUCAUCGGAGGGGGAAAUGACGUACGAUUCCCUGCAGGAGAUGCCUUACCUCGAAGCCUGCUUUAAGGAGGCGAUGAGGCUUUGCACUCCCGACUCGAUAAUCAUGCGCCUCUGCACGGAAGAAACCACAGUGGCUGGUAUCCAAUUCAAACCAGGGAUGUCCGUCGACAUUCCGUUGGCAGGAAUCCACCACGAUCCGGAGAAUUUCCCUGAGCCGGAGAAGUUCAAUCCAGAGAGGUUCAUGCCGGAGAACAAGGACUCCAUAAAGCCAUUCACUUACAUGCCUUUCGGUGCCGGACCGCGCAAUUGCGUCGGCAUGCGCCUCGGCAUGGUUCAAGCAAAGACAACUCUCGCCUGCCUGCUCCAGCACGUCAGGUUAGAAACGGGCCCCGAAACAAUGAUUCCACUGAAGCUGAAGCCUGGACAGAUACUACCAUUCUUCGAUGGGCCAUUGUUCUUACGGCCAGUGCCCCGUCAGAAAUCAUCAAGCGGUGUUUCCUAAUGGACUGGGAUGAGUUUCAUAUAAGUAGCGCGAUUUGCGCACAAAAAAAAAAGGACUUGUUGCUGGACAACCUGGUCCUUUUGCAACUGAUCAUUUCGAACGCCGUGAAAAACCACCAGCAUACACAAAACGUGAAACACAGAAGCGCCACUACCAAGUGUAUAAUGAAACAAGGCUCUCAGAAGAAUGAAUAAGAUUGCUCGACAUUUAAGGCAUCGUUACCCGCUUUUCUUUUGUUUGCUGCGUUCGCAGCUGGUAAGAAAAAUCAUGAAAUA